AUGGGUAUGUUCAAAGUUCCCGACAACUUGAUUGAAGAGAUUCAUUCUAUCUUGAAUAAAUUUUGGUGGGGGAAUGGGAGGGAAAGGAAGAUGCAUUGGAAGGGUUGGUUUUCAUUAUGUAUGCCUAAGAAAUGUGGGGGUAUGGGUUUUCGAGAUCUGAGAAUUUUUAACCAUGCGCUUUUAGCAAAACAAGACUGGCGUUUGCUGCAGCAUAAUAAUACUCUGGUAUACAAGGUUCUCAAAGCCCGUUACUUUAAGCAUUCUUCAUUUCUUGAGGCUCGGAGAGGCUUCAACCCAAGCUAUACUUGGAGGAGCAUAUGGGGGGCAAAAGCUCUCUUGGAAGAGGGUCUUCAAUGGAGGAUUGGGAAUGGCCAUUCAGUCAAGGUGUGGACAGAUAACUGGGUUCCUGGAAUUGGAAAUUCGGGUACUCCUAUACCCCACGCUAAUGGUCUCCAUGACAAUGAUUUAAAGGUGGAAGGACUGAUUGAUUGGGAAAGAAGAUGCUGGAAUCAUGAUGCUUUAGCCCUACAUUUGCAUGAUGAGGAUACAGCUGUUGUUCUAACCAUACCUUUGAUCUCAGCCUUUGAACCAGACUCUCUUUACUAG
Messenger RNA from Chenopodium quinoa (quinoa), 606 nucleotides. RefSeq lists its product as uncharacterized. Lineage: Eukaryota; Viridiplantae; Streptophyta; Magnoliopsida; Caryophyllales; Amaranthaceae. The transcript has a single exon. The record is from RefSeq and is a predicted model, not a curated record. The coding region runs from base 1 to 606 and encodes 201 amino acids.